AUGGAUCUGAACAAAAGUAUCACCUUCGCCGAAGGAGUCGAUACUAGCGAGGUUUUACCGCAGGUAGAGAAACUACUUGAAGAUGGAUGGGUUCUCAACGAGGAAGGAAACGGCCUUAAGAAGCGUUUCCAUUUUAACACCUUCACCAAAGUCAUGGACUUUGGGAUCUGUAUCGCUAUCAAAAGUAAACGAGUGAAUCACCAUCCGGAAUUGACGUUGAAAGCCGGGACUGUAGAUGCUUUCUGGACAACACAUGUUCCUCCUGGGUUGUCUAUGAAGGAUGUGAGAAUGGCGAAUUACUGUGAAGAUGCGGCAAGGGACAUGGUUAUCCCGGUUGAGCAAAGCCAGGCGAUGGAUUGUUCUUCGAGGGGAUAG
This is a messenger RNA of Aspergillus tanneri, 375 nucleotides long. RefSeq names its product 4a-hydroxytetrahydrobiopterin dehydratase. Gene Ontology annotation, biological process: tetrahydrobiopterin biosynthetic process. Lineage: Eukaryota; Fungi; Ascomycota; Eurotiomycetes; Eurotiales; Aspergillaceae. The record is from RefSeq and is a predicted model, not a curated record. The coding region runs from base 1 to 375 and encodes 124 amino acids. The transcript is spliced from 3 exons. Gene Ontology annotation, molecular function: 4-alpha-hydroxytetrahydrobiopterin dehydratase activity.